Molecule: messenger RNA, 966 nt
Organism: Penicillium argentinense
Lineage: Eukaryota; Fungi; Ascomycota; Eurotiomycetes; Eurotiales; Aspergillaceae
Exons: 3
Coding region: 1-966 (321 amino acids)
Source: RefSeq, a predicted model, not a curated record
AUGUCGAAUUCCGAUAACCCACCUCGCUCGCAGUCGGGUCCCUUAGACUCGGGCACACCGUGUCUAACGUUCUCCUCGACUGAGUCCUCAGUAUCGAUGUCUUCUGCUGACCAGAGCCCGAAUAUUGUGUUUUCUGCACUGUCUUUCGAAUCGGUGUCCGAGUUUGUGCACUUUGUGCUCCAGAAACUCGAAAUUUGGCAUCAGAAUAAGCUCGAUUUUACGGAGCUCGGUUGUACGGAGUACCUCUUCAUAGAUAUACCUAUUUCGUGGGGGGAGCUCGUCUUUACAGCGAUCGACAAGAAAUUUCGGGUACGGCAAACUUGGGAUACCAACUCCAGAACCUUACGGGUCGUGAUACCUGGGGAAGGCCAUGAUUUUGUACAACAAUGGCUAUCCAACUCCCGCUCUCGAUGGGUUAAGGAUGGGUUGAUCGACUGGGAUGAACACGACCUUCUCGAAGUUCGCGUUGGGACAACUAUCGAACUACCGGCGUCCCCAUUUACAAAAAGCCGAAAGCAGCCAGAGUUUUUCUUCCGUCCAAAGGACAAGCAAUUACUUCCUACGAUUGCGGUCGAGGUUGGCUGGUCGGAGUCCGCACCCAAUCUUCAAAAGGACAUGGAGCUUCUCCUGAGGGGGGUGGCGGUGCCAUCAAGGCACAGAACCGUUGUUGCUGGCACAGUGGAUGUUUGGAGACUCGAUCAAAAUGGCCAACCUGUUAUUGAACAGUCCGAGGUAUGUCAGACAUUCGAUAGCAUUUUCGAGGCAUUGUGGUCUAAUAUCUUCAAGGAGGUCUUCCCCAUUCCGAACCCACCUCGCAUCCAACGACUCGAAGUUACCCGCGGCGAGCUUUUUCAGUCUAUAUUACGACCCAGUCGCAACCCAGAUGAUAUUCUGUACUUCGAUAUAGACUUACUGCGCCGUGAAGCGAGCUACAGCUUUAAUUUGAUAAACCUCUCACCUGCUUGA